Rodentolepis nana is the source of this 726-nucleotide messenger RNA. NCBI's taxonomy places the organism in Eukaryota, Metazoa, Platyhelminthes, Cestoda, Cyclophyllidea, Hymenolepididae. The record is from the annotation of a GenBank genome assembly.
AUGGAAUCCUCAGACAAUGAAACCGUGGUCAUUAGACCUCAAAAGGAAAGUUCUCAACCCGGAGAACUACUGUUCCUCAAUCAAAAAUAUGAAAUAAACAAUCACGGCAAGGCAACCAAGAAUUUCCGAACCCAAGACAUUCGCAUUCGUAUUGACUAUGAUAAAUUGACCAUCAGAGCACAAUGCUCAGCAACGAAGAAUAAAGACUCGUCGCGUGACUGCAUUGAAAAAUCAAUACCUCUGGCUGUUCCACUCAGCAAAUCUCACAUCAAAGCUACACAUAUGACUGAUGAAAGAUUAGUGGUUGUGGCACCUGUAGCAAAGGCCAUCCACAAAGAGGUCCCAAUUGUUGCUCGAUGCGGAUUCGACAUAGGAAAGUUCGCUAUCGAUUUUAAUGCACAAGAAGAAGUGGAUGGAAUCAGAGUUGUGAACAAAGAGAUGAAAUGCUUUCUCCUGUUGCGAUUAACACUGGAACCACCCUUCACUGUGUCUUCCACUGUUGCAUGUAUUGGAAUUCGCCUCUGGUGUGCUGCUGGAAAUCGGCUGUGUAUUAGUGGUGAGGCCAACUGGUCACCCUCAACUCGAACAAUAAUGGAUUCACCAUUUGAGGAGCAUCGGAGUUUCCGACGUGUCUUUGUUGCCCCUGGACUAAUUGAUGUGAGCUAUGCUAAAGCGGAGGUAAUCGAUGGGAAAUAUCUCAUCUUUGAAGCACCACUAAUUCAAUAA